Molecule: messenger RNA, 2344 nt
Organism: Medicago truncatula (barrel medic)
Lineage: Eukaryota; Viridiplantae; Streptophyta; Magnoliopsida; Fabales; Fabaceae
Product: BTB/POZ domain-containing protein SR1IP1
Exons: 5
Coding region: 268-2055 (595 amino acids)
Molecular function (GO): protein binding
Source: RefSeq, a predicted model, not a curated record
UUUUGUGGAUGAAAGUGACUUUACAACUUAAAAAAAAAAAGUAAAACCCCGUUAAACCCCAAUCAUUUAACAUGCAACAAUAUCAUUCAUUACUUUUUCCACUCAAACUCUCAUAAAAGCACACACCACUCAGCACAAAAUACAUAUAUUGCAGAAAAUUGCGAUCAAAUGCAGCCAAUACAAUACAGCCUUAAUCACGGUCGCAUUGCAGUCUCGGAUACAUAAAACCCUCCGUGGUUGCGGGAAGGAGGAGCCAUUCCUAGUGCCAUGAAGAGAACAAGUGAAUGGAAUUACUCCCAGGAGAUUCCAAGUGAUGUCGCUAUUCAAAUUGGCGAAGCUUCCUAUUCGUUACACAAGUUUCCAUUAAUUUCAAAAAGUGGAUACAUAAGGAAGCUCAUUUCAGAAUCUAGUGAUGCUGUUGAUGAUGUUCCAUUAAUUGAACUCAUCGAUGUCCCUGGUGGAUCAGAAGCAUUUGAACUAGCAGCAAAGUUCUGUUACGGGAUAAACUUCGAAAUAAGCGUCGAAAACAUCGCUAUGCUUCGAUGUGUAGCCGAGUAUCUUGAAAUGACAGAAGAUUAUUCGGUCGGAAAUUUGGUAGGAAGAACUGAUUCUUACUUGAAUGAAGUUGCACUCAAGAGCAUGUCAGGGGCAAUAUCCAUCUUACAUACAUCAGAAACACUUCUUCCAAUUGCAGAGAAAGCAAAAUUAGUUAGCAGAUGCAUAGAUGCAAUAGCCUUCAUAGCUUCCAAGGAGAGUCAGUUUGGUUCAUCUGGUAGAAGUGAUGGUAGUAGCAAUGAAAGAGUGAUGAAUUCUUCCGCUGCUUCUCACCAAAGGCCAGCUGUUGAUUGGUGGGCUGAAGAUCUAACAGUUCUUAAAAUUGACUUUUUCCAAAGAGUUCUAAUUGCAAUGAUGGCUAGAGGGUUUAAAAAUUGUGGUAUUGGUCCUAUUAUAAUGCUUUAUUCACAGAAAUCUCUGAGAGGUUUGGAGAUAUUUGGAAAGGGAAGGAAGGAUAUAGAAGCACAUGAAGAGCAUGAGAAGAGACUUAUUUUAGAGAUACUAGUGAGCCUUAUGCCAAGGGAGAAGAAUGCAAUAUCUGUCAGCUUUCUUUCACUAUGGCUUAAGGCAGCAAUAUAUCUUGAGACAACUGUUGCUUGCAGGUUUGAUUUGGAGAGAAGGAUAGCCAUGCAAUUAGGACAGGCUGUUUUGGAUGAUCUUCUUUUUCCUUCAUUUAGCGGCGACACAUCGUUUGAUGUAGAAACAGUGCAAAGAAUCAUGAUGAAUUACCUUGAAUCUGAAGUUGAAAAUCAUUACAAUGCAGAUGAUGAAUAUUAUUCUUCUCCCCAAAGGGAUAUUUUUCGGGUUGGAAAGUUAUUGGAGAGUUACCUUGCUGAAAUAGCUACUGAUAGAAAUUUAUCAGUUCCAAAGUUUAUCUGUCUUGCUGAAUUAAUGCCUGAAAAAUCAAGAACAACAGAAGAUGGAAUGUAUAGAGCCAUAGACAUCUAUCUUAAGGCACAUCCAUUUGUAAGCGACACAGACAGAAAGAAAGUUUGCAGCAUGAUGGAUUUCCAGAAGCUAUCGCGAGAGGCGCGAACACAUGCUGCACAAAACAACAGGCUUCCUGCCCAAAAUGUGGCUCAAAUUCUCUAUUAUGAACAGCAACGUCUUCGCGACAACAUGGAUGGCACUGGCAGCGUAGGUUCAGAUUCGCCUUCAACGCCUGACAAGAGGAAUGUAUACUCAUCUGAGCUUUAUCCGGCUACUAAUGAGGUUUCCAAAUUAAGAAGAGAAAAUGAAGAACUGAAAUUAGAGAUAGUGAAACUUAAAAUAAAAAUAAAAGAGAUGGAAAAAAGUACAGUACUUGAAUCACCUAUUAAUAGUCCUUUGUUAAACGUUUCUUCACCUUCAGCUGAUAAGCCUCCUUUGCCUAGAAAAUCAUUCCUAAACUCAGUUUCCAGAAAACUUGGCCGUCUUUCUCCUUUUCAACGUGCUCAUCCUGUCAUACGUCCCAAAGAUCGCAUACAACUAGACAAGAUUCGACGCUACUCCAUAUCCUGAUUUUGUGCAAGAUGUUUUUAUCUUUUUUGGAAUUACAAGUGAUAGUAUGUUAGUAUUAUUAUGUUGUGCGUGUUAUUAUGCAUGGGAAACGAUAGUAUGUUAUUAUGUUGUUAGUAUCUUUUUUGGAAUUACAAACGAUAGUAUGUUAGUAUUACAAGAAGUGUGAACUAGUGACUAGUAAUAUUUUUCUAAAGCUAUUGGUAUUUUUCUGUAGGGUGUGCCUUUGGUUUCUCCUUGUAUUACAUAUACUUUUGAAUGAAAAAUAAAAACACUACAUAUACUUCAGAAA